AUGGCUCCAUCUCUUCACCCACUCAUCGACAAUGGCAUCACCAAGGGCGACCCCAACUUCUCUGGCGGAACCCUUCAUUGCCACUGUCCCAGCGACAAAGUAGAGGUCGCCAUCGCCAGCAAUGUCCUCCAUAACCACGCAUGCGGAUGCUCACAAUGCUGGAAGCCAAAGGGUGCGCUCUUCUCCGUCAUCGCCGUCGUGCCAAUCGACAACGUCAAAGUCACCGCUCACGGCGAGAAGCUCACCGUUCUCGACCCAAGCGCCACCAUCCAGCGUAACGCCUGCAAGUCCUGCGGCGUCCACCUGUUCGGUCGCAUUGAGAAGGACCAUGCGUUCAAGGGCCUGGACUUCGUCCACGUCGAGUUGUCGGAUGAGAAGGGAUGGCAGGAACCUCAGUUCGCGGCGUUUGUUUCGUCGAUUAUCGAGCAGGGCUUCAACCCUGCUGGUAUUGAUGAGGUCCGCAGCAAGUUCAAGUCUGUCGGUUUGGAAUCGUAUGAUGUUUUGUCGCCGCCGCUUAUGGAUCUGCUUUCCACUUUCACCGGGAAGAAGGCAGGGAAGCUAUGA
Molecule: messenger RNA, 564 nt
Organism: Lachnellula hyalina
Lineage: Eukaryota; Fungi; Ascomycota; Leotiomycetes; Helotiales; Lachnaceae
Product: putative glutathione-dependent formaldehyde-activating enzyme
Exons: 1
Coding region: 1-564 (187 amino acids)
Biological process (GO): formaldehyde catabolic process
Molecular function (GO): S-(hydroxymethyl)glutathione synthase activity; zinc ion binding
Source: RefSeq, a predicted model, not a curated record